Messenger RNA from Neodiprion virginianus, 7422 nucleotides. Its product is annotated as limbic system-associated membrane protein-like. The coding region runs from base 1094 to 1954 and encodes 286 amino acids. Gene Ontology annotation, cellular component: neuron projection membrane. The record is from RefSeq and is a predicted model, not a curated record. Gene Ontology annotation, biological process: synapse organization. The transcript is spliced from 8 exons. NCBI's taxonomy places the organism in Eukaryota, Metazoa, Arthropoda, Insecta, Hymenoptera, Diprionidae.
GCCGCUCGACGUAUCGCGAUCCGAUAGUUGCUCGCGUAUUUCGCCGAUAUUGAGGAAAAUUGAAAAUUCUUGUGCGCCGUUAAUCCUGACUAAAUUUUCUUUAUUUAUUGCAGAUUGGCUAUUCCCUGGGCGAAAAUUACAGCAACAAUUGUUGCUCCCUCUGAUGCGAUAACGAUAAGCUGGAACGAUGACGGGAUAAUUGUAACACCGGAAGUGACAGGAAAUUACGGUUAAACGGUUUAAUUGGAUCGCCGAUGAUUUACUAUUUACAGUAAUUAACUGGGUUGGCCAAAUUGCGUUCGCUAUGUUUAUUUUCUAUCGUGUCGUUUCUGGUCGGCGUCGUGUUGCUUCUUCGUAUACAAACCGGAUCUGUUGACCGUGUGAAUGUCGUGAUACAUGUUGAUAACAAGUGUUGUUUGUGACUCUUCGUUCGUCUUCAAACUCGAUCCUGCUGUUUCAUUACCUGUGCAACAAACGACUACGGACUGUGGUUUAUAUACUUCGUCGUUACGCUGUAUUAAGGAAUUACGGAUACUCAAGGCUGCCGUCAGCCUUUGGAUCGAACGACGUGCAUCAGUAGCUGUAUCGAUUAUUACAUCGUGGAUAAACUAAAUCGCAUAUCGAACGAACGGACGAGGCAACAGUGAUGCAGAUAUCAGUGACACGAGUGAAAAAAUGCCCGGUGAUUAUCGCAUCUCUGUUAUUCGUGGAUCGGAUCACCCUGUGAAGUGCGCCGUUAAAUGCGAGAAAACCGAGCGUUGAAACUCUUCCCGUUUCUGGUUAAAGGUGUGAUAAGUUCCGGUGUGGAAAAGUGACACAGGAUUGUGAACGACAUCAGUGACUGUGACUGUGACUGAUCAGCCUCGAUCAAAUGCAUCCUUCGCGCCUGGUCGGAGCGCAGUUUCAAAUCGAAGAAAAGCUUCGUCCGGUUUAACCGCAAGCUGCAACUGCUGCCGCUGCUGCUGUCGGGAAGCAGCAAUUGUGACAGUGAUACCUAGUGACAGUGAUGUGGGUGCCAGAGCUUUUGCCCUCGAGUGCUGCAGGUGAAAGGAAGUCCGGUUAGUCGGGAAGGAAUACCGGAAGUCGCUGCAGGAUGAAGGCCGUUCCGCACUUUUGGCUCCACGCUUUCUGGCCUCUGCUGGCGCUGCUUUCUCGUCAGUCUGAAUGCGCCGCGAAAAACGGAAACGGGGGCAACGUCGUCGAGCACCACCAGCCCUCCUACUGGGAGCAGCCACCCUUCAGCCAACCCUACUUCGACAACACCACCCGAAGGGAAACCACCACCACCGUUGGACAGUCAGCCUACCUUCACUGCAGGGUCAGGAACCUCGGUGAUCGAGCGGUUUCGUGGAUCAGAAAAAGAGAUCUGCACAUUCUGACGGUCGGCAUUCUGACCUACACGAACGACCAGCGGUUUCAGUCGCUCCACAGUGACGGUAGCGACGAGUGGACCCUGAAGAUCAGUUCACCCCAGAUCCGAGACAGCGGCGUUUACGAGUGUCAAGUCUCGACGGAGCCCAAGAUCAGCCAGGCUUACCACCUCAGUGUAGUCGUUUCGAAGGCUAUGAUCACGGGGAACCCUGAACUCUACAUCAAAAGUGGAAGCGAUAUAAACCUGACGUGCACCGUGCUCAAGACUCCGGAGCCUCCGUCCUUCAUUUAUUGGUACAGGGGCGAACACGUUAUAAACUACAGCCAGCGGGGUGGAAUCAGCGUCGUAACGGAGAAACAGACGCGGACUUCGAAGCUGUUAAUUUCUCGGGCGCUACCCGCCGACUCGGGAAACUACACCUGCGCACCCUCGACGGCCGAGUCAGCCAGCGUCAUGGUGCACGUACUCAAUGGCGAGCAUCCGGCGGCUAUGCAGCACGGAAAUUCGAGUAAUAGCGGAGCGGCGACAAGGACAUUAGCCCUGCUUCUCCUGCUCCUGCACGCUGGUUCGUUUGCAAGGUGACUGGCCGGAAGCUUGAACCACUGACUACAUCAGCCCAGAACCAAGGAGCCCAUCGAACCCCCGAUUCGCAUCCCUUCGAUGACCCCGUGUCAACGGAACCCCGACUGCAGUUUCCCUUGAAUUUACCGCCCGACGAAUCAGCGCCCUCCUUGUCGUCAUAACUGUGAAAAAAAAAAAGCCCGAUGAUCGUAACGGUUAAAUUGUGAGUAAUAAUAAUAAUAAUAAACUAAUAACAACAAUAAUAAUAACAAUAAUAAUAAUAAUAAUUAUACCGAUAACGAUAAAAAUAAUGAUAACGAUAGUACGAUAAUGAUAAUUGUAAACUAUAACAUAAUAACCGAAUAGUGACGGUAGUUGAAAUGAUAAAUGAGUAAAAUUUACGAUGAUAUGUAUAGUUGUUAAUGUUAUUACUCUGCCGCAUGAGGUGCAGAGAAAUUUGUGACUGUGCGGCGGGAUAAAGUGAAUUAAUUAUAUAUAGGGACAGUGUUAGAGCGAAAAAUUGUGUAAAUAUGUCUACCUCGAUGAUAACUGUUAGUACGAUGAUAAAACGAAUGCGACGUAUUAACGCGAAGGGAAUACCGAAGUAUGAAUUAGUGGCUGUAUAAUGAUAGUUUAAUUAACGUGUCAUUUACAUAACUAAUCUCGUCGAAUUGAUGCAGAGACGCUUGUACGGCGACCGAGCGCGAUACGCCGGAGUAAUCGAUCGUUCUACGAUGCGAAGCAGCGUUAUUUUUUUUUUUUUUUUUGUUUUUUUUCUAAUUUAAACCCGCAUUUGUCCGCUCUCCUUAUCGUCAGUAAUUUUUUCCUGCAAAUACCGCAUGCGAAUUGAAUAUACCGAAUUUGGUGAAUUUGGCUUGUGUUGGGUUUUCCACUGUUGAUAAUAUGAUAUAAAAAAAAAAAAAAAAAAAAAAAAAAAACAGUAACAACAACGGACGUGGGUGUAAAUUUAAUACUUUAAAUAACGAUAAGAUCCCAAUCCUCUGUGCGGUGUUGUGUACCAACGGUAUGACGUAUUAUAUAUUACAUUAUAUAUAUAUACACACAUAGAGUUACGUACUUACGUAUAUUAUAUAUUAUAAAUAUUAAUUAUAUGAAAUUGACUGUUUUACUACUCACGAGACCAUGACAUAUCCAUGUAUAAUAUAGUUUGUAACAUUUAGGACGUAUUUUAUCGGCUUCGCUGUUAACCGACUACCCAUCGUGUGUAAUAGUAGAGUAAAUCUGUAUUAAAAAAAAACCAAAAAAAAAACAAAACAAAACAAAAAAAAAAAAGAAAUGAAAUACAAAAAGAAAGGAAAAACUGAAAUCUUGAAAGAGCGGCGAGCAUGGUUUCCAAUUUUUUGCCUCGUCAAUGAGGCACUUUUUUCUGUAAAUACAAUUGUAAGUAUUUUUUCAUGGGCUGGAUUGUCUAAGGAGAAUUUUCUAUCGCAGUGAUUAAAUCUUUGUAUGCUGUUGAAAAGUUACGUAAUCAUGCAAAGUGCAUCAAAAUUUCACUAGGCGUUUCAAUCAUUCGCUAUCAUCAUUCAACCCGCCCGCAUCAACUCAAGUACCGAUCCUUUCUUUGUUCCUUUAUCACGUGCAGUAUAAACGAAUCAGUGUCGGAAUGAUAAAAAAAAAAAAAAAAAAACAAUUAGGGUAAAGGAAACCAAAAAUAUACCGAUGACUGAAUAAUUUUUGAACAAAUGUAGUACCGUAACUUUUUUUCAUUUCUAAAAAGCCACUGUUUCCAUAAUUUCAAUGCGUUAUCCGUUAUUUCAUUAGGUACGAAAUUGGUCUACGAAUAGCCUGAAAUUAAUUUUUUUCGCUCCCGUGCGGAUAAGCCCAAAGUACCUUGUAUAUAAAAUCAUUGUAUAUUAUGAUUUGUACUUAUGCUUUAUCGAUGAACGUAUCCAUGUUAUUCAAAAUUCGUUUCAGGUUACAUGUAUCGAGAAUUCAUUCCAGACAAAGUGUGUGACUUUUCCUUCAUAAAAAAAAUUGCACAAUGAUAGAAUUGCACGAUGAAAAAAGUCAUCUUGAAUCGACUUUGAAGGGAAAUUAUUUUCCAAUCAAAUUCAGCCACGUCUUUGCCUUUGUUAAUUUGAGUCACGAAAGUUUCGUGUAAAGUUUCUCUGAAAUAUACAACUGUUCAAUGAUAUUUAAAAAAAUACUUUUUACUCAUCGCACUCGGUUGCUGGAAGAAAAAUAUAUUGCAAUUGUAAAUCUUAAUUCCUACUUCGCUAUUUUCAAAUAUCGUUCACGAUCCAGCUACCUCACGAUGGAAAUUUGUCAUUUUUACCCAAAUUUCCCCUGAGGCGAGUCACUUCUUGCAAAAUAUACAGCAUCGAUCUACAACCCCCAUUUAUAUUGAAAUAAAUGUAACGAUAUCGAGGACAUGAAAUUUUCCUGACGGAUCUUAAAAAAAAGGGAAAAGAAAAAUUGGCCAAAUAAAAAUGACAUUAUUUUAUCCGAACUCAUGUACCUAAUUUUAUUCAAUCAGCGAACGUUUGGCUGUCAACUUUCGCCGGUUCAAAAUGUUGUAACAAAAAUUGUUAAUGGUGCUGGUUUUCUGCCGGAUCACCUUCGACAAACACCCACCGAGUAUAAGUGAAAAACAGCCGGGGGCAAAAUACGCGAAAUCAAAUGUAAUUAAAUGAACUGAAAAUAAGUGAAAUGCGGUGUGUUUUUUCUCGCUAUUUCUCGCCUUUACACGAUUUUGCCGUUUCACACUCGCAGCAAACCAUACGAUCCAACGAGUGGUAAAAUAAACCGAAUCAAAAUCCAGGUUUCAUUGCUUUAAACGUUACAUAUAAGUUGCGCCGCUAUUAAUUACGCCCUUCAUCUUCAAAAGCAAACCCCUCGAGUCCGAUCUACGCAGGAAAUUUCAAUAAAAUUCGAGCGGCGGAUAAUUAACAAGCGUACAUAAAAGAGAGAGAAAGAGAGAAAACGAGCCAGAGAGAAUAAAUUCAGCAUGUUUUUUUUAUCAAUUUUAACGCAGGGUGUGUUUGUGUGUACGUCACACGCAGCGAAUUCGUUGUUAAAAAACGCUGCCUAGAGUGAAAAUGCCUCAACUUUUAUCAUGCGAAGCUUUGCGUUCUUUUUACUGGAAAAAUAUUGCUUAAUUAAUCGCCCUUCGAAGCAAUUCAAUUUCCAGAUGAAACUUUCGAGGCAUCCUAUAUUCUCGGUAUGUGAAAAAACAAGUUGAACGGCAUUUUUCCAAAGUCUAAUUUUUCUAAAGGACAGUUUUUUGCUUCAAUAACUCACAAACUAUCUCCAAGUACGAGAUCAUUCUGGAUAAUUGUUAAUUCAAUAAGUAACAUCCUUUCGAUGUUUAAUUUUAAAUUUAAUUUUUUUUUUCUAAAAAAAUUUACUUCUCACGUUUGAUCAGUUUUCUGCCAGCAACUACUUGAUACUGAAACGGGUUUCACGGUGAUUCAGUCAAAGCCGGUGUGAAUCUACAUUUAUUCAGUUACCACGUACUCGAAGAAAUGAAACAAAAAUUGAUCAUUCAGGUUAUUAAAGACGGAGCUUUGAGCCGAGGAAUCGGUUUAACGCGCUGACUCUUAACAUUAAUCGUAACACUGUAAAUAUACAUUUCCUACAAUUAAUUAAAAUAAAUAUAACAACUGACGUUGUACACCUAAAAUAAGUCUUCUACAAACGUGAGAAUACAUAGGUAUAUACUAUAUAUAUGUACGUAUGUGUAUAGAAAAUGUCGACUCCUAAUUGCACCGGCAAUUUCACGAUGCUAAAUUAGAUUACGGUGUGAUUGGCCAGACCUUACGUAAUUUCUGUGAAUACGUAAAAUUAUAUAUAUAUUAAAUAAAAAAGAAAGAAAGAAACUACAGUCUAAUUCCUCAGUUGAUCAUGCAGGCAAAAUACGAUCUUGAGACAAUGUUUUACAGAAAAUAUUCAAGUUAUCUCAGCUGCUAAUUGUCUCCUAGUUAUCUUAAUCCGAUUCCACUUUUUUUUUCUUUUUUUUAUAACAAAUGAGAGCACAAUGAUUUUCAUUUUUAAUUUGUACGAGAAGAAUUUUUUUUCUCAGAAAAAUUAAUAUUCUAUUUUCCACUUUGCGUAGAAUAAAUAAUUCCAUUAUUAUUACAGUAUUGUUUCGAGAUUUAUACUCAAUCGUGAAAGUGAAAAUUUGAAAUUUAAUAAGGUAUAUCUGGAUUGGUGGAUUAUCGCUGUCAAGAGAAAACAAAAAACCUCAUUUUUCAAAUCAUUUUCGACUAGUUUAUAUUGUUUCACGUAGCAUCAAUUUCACGGCUAGAGGUUUAUUGGAUUUUUUAAUUAAUUCGUAAACGUGUCUGAUACCAUUCAAAUUUUUGUAAAAUAUUCCCACUUUUAACACAAUACGUAAUUUCCAGUGAAAUGAAAAAUCGCGCGGAUUUGAGAGUAAGAAAUCUUUUUUUUUUUUUUUCGUUGUUAGGUCCUAUAUUGAGCGAAAACUUAUCUUAUUUCAACGAAUAAACUUCAGUGUGAAAAAAAAACGUGUAAAAGAAUAUUUCCGAAUCCUCCAAAGCGAACAAAAAAAAAAAUAAAUAAAAAAUUUAGGGUAAAAGAAUACGUGGAUACAAUAUUCAGUGACGAAGCUGUGGUUUAAAGGGCGUGCCUCGAGGGGUGAAAAAUCCUCGUCGUGAUCCGGCACUUUGCAAAAAUCUCCGCGAUUUCCCUCCUUAUCGUUGAAAACCACGAAUCAGAUGUUGUCCCUCUCGGAACGUAUACAACCUGAACCCAUAAAUACAUAAAUUCCACGCUCUUGAAUGUAUACUCACGGUAUAUAUUCACAAAAUUCCGGGCAGCAACGCAGUUCUAAAUGUAUCUGCGUAGCAGGCCAUCUUCUUUUCCUUCAUCAGGGUCUAAAUUAGGCUCUAAUUAAGAAGGACGAAUGAAAUAUGAAAGCUACUUGUAGAACAGCAGCACCAGCUGCGCCACUCCGAAUAAUGUUUCUUCAAUUAUUUCGUUGUAACCUCUCGCUAUUUUUUUUUUUUUUUCUUUUUCGUCCCUCUUUCCAUUUGUACUCCACCUUCCUUUUCACCCUUGUUCUUAUUUUUCACCGUUAUUUCCCUCUCGACGACAUGCGUAGAUCAUUAUAAUCGUAACUCAUGAGACGCACACAAAAACAAAAAACACACAAACGCAUCUGUACCUACACGUACGUAUAUGUAUGUGUAUACUUUUAUACUGUGACUGUCGGGCAAUGCUAAUGAUACGAAUAUAUUUUAUGUUUAAUGCAUUGUAUUAUUUAAGAAAUAGCAAUUACAUUUUCACGUCGGACAAUUGAAUUACACAAAACAGUCAGAAGCCGUGAUCAUUUCAGAUUAUAAUACAAGUAUUGGAAGUGAUGACUUGCAGAUUGUCCGAUAAUGCGGUGUGAUUAUAUCUCGAUCGAUAAUGAAUCUAAUCAUAAGUAUAUAUGAAUUUAAAAUAAGAAACAAAGAAGGGGUACAUGAUGAAAAAAAAAAAAAAAGAAAAACUGGACACAUAGUGCA